This is a messenger RNA of Oreochromis aureus, 1929 nucleotides long. RefSeq names its product fibroblast growth factor 2 (gene fgf2). Gene Ontology annotation, biological process: regulation of cell migration; fibroblast growth factor receptor signaling pathway; positive regulation of protein phosphorylation. The coding region runs from base 916 to 1383 and encodes 155 amino acids. The transcript is spliced from 3 exons. The record is from RefSeq and is a predicted model, not a curated record. Gene Ontology annotation, molecular function: fibroblast growth factor receptor binding; growth factor activity. Lineage: Eukaryota; Metazoa; Chordata; Actinopteri; Cichliformes; Cichlidae. Gene Ontology annotation, cellular component: cytoplasm.
UUACCCAGAAGCCCAGAACAGUAAGUGCCUAUUUUGACAAAUGCAUGACCUCCUCCUGGAUAAAUAACUUUCAUCACUCAUCAUCCAGGCAGCUGGUUUGGAGAAAAUUGAGAAUAGCAAUUAAAAUAACUGGCUCGUGAGGGUUUCUUUUUCAUCUACUGGCAUUUCUACUUUACAUUGUUAUUUUUUUCACUUAUGAAUAGCACUUACUGAAUCACUACCAAGAUGCCUCUGUUGGCUUUCUUAUUAUGUCCCUCUUUUCCUGCUCUUGAACAGACUGGAUGAAUGAAAACACUGGUUCUGUUCACAUGGUUGCUGUGGCUCUUGGCUCUCCGAAGGGUCUCAGAGUCCAAAUUGCACGUCCCCCUUCUUUGCCCUCCUCUCCUUUCCUGACUUCUGCUGGGUUGGUUGGUUAAAUCAGUGAGCAUUAGUGGGCGUGAGCAUGUGUGUGUGCUGGGGCUCCUAGGGCGCAUGCGAACUGAGGCCCAAAGGGGAAAGCCUUCCACACAGAUCUAAGCCAGCUGCCCUGCUCUAAACACUCCAUUGCAAGAAGAGUAGAAGAAAGAAGCGACCUCCAUGCAUCCCCCCUACCAGUGUGCUCAAAGUACACUGGCAAAGCAGCUGCCAGCUCUACAAACGGCAGACAAGCGUCUAUAAAUUGUAGAUUUCGAUCUUGCAUAGGAGUCCGUAGAAGUGUUACUGCUUCAGAUCCUCAGGACUCAAAGGGCACUUGCUGCCCUGAGAGGGGGGCCUUUCAAGCAAGCUGACCUCUGAGGUUAAGUAGAAUCAGUUUGUGUGGAGGAGGGUAAGAGGGUACAGGCAGCAGUUAGCAGGAGGUGACAGGCCACGGUGAAGCUCCUGCACUUCUCAAGAAGGAGACGACGCAGUUGCCAGGAAGUGGGGAAAGAGGAGGAGAUGGCCACGGGAGGAAUCACAACACUUCCCGCUACACCUGAAGACGGCGGCAGCAGCGGCUUUCCUCCUGGGAACUUCAAGGACCCUAAAAGGCUGUACUGUAAAAAUGGUGGCUUCUUCUUGAGGAUAAAAUCUGAUGGAGGAGUGGAUGGAAUACGAGAGAAAAACGACCCCCACAUAAAGCUUCAACUCCAGGCGACCUCAGUGGGAGAAGUGGUCAUCAAAGGGAUUUGUGCAAACCGAUAUCUGGCAAUGAACAGAGAUGGACGACUGUUUGGAGCGAGAAGAGCAACAGAUGAGUGCUACUUCUUAGAGCGGCUCGAGAGCAACAACUACAACACCUACCGCUCCAGGAAGUACCCAAACAUGUACGUGGCGCUGAAGCGGACUGGCCAGUACAAGUCUGGAAGCAAAACUGGACCGGGUCAAAAGGCAAUUCUCUUUCUCCCAAUGUCUGCUAAAUGCUAAUCUGGGCUCAGAGUGAGAGAUACUGAUGUCUGAAUGAAAAGAUGUGACGGCAAUGAAGCAAGUGUUCCAUCAGCAUUGCCCAAAAUAGCUGUGAAGCUUUACUGUUAGAUCCUAACAGUUAUUAUUUUUAUCAUAAACAUGUCUGCAAUUAUUCAGCUUCACUUUAAAUUAGCACCAUAUAGUCAUACCUUUUAUUAUAUUAUAAUAUUAUUAUUACUAUUAUUAUUAACCAGAAUUUUACUGUAGACCAACCAACUGGAGCCAGCUGCCUAGUGCAUCUCAGUUAAACAGCAGUAAAACACAAUGGGUUUUUUUUUUUUUUUUAAUUAACAUAGCUCUCUCUAUAUUGGCUAAAGGAUUCAAAACAGCUAUCUGCUUAACCUAAUGAAAGUCUAAGCUGGAGUCUGGGUUUAAGUGCAGGGUGUUGGUAAUAUACUGCAUAUUUGAGUGUUUUCAUAAAUAAGAAAACACGUUUAAAUCCUACAAUACUCUAACUGUAUUCUGAAAAAUAUAAAAUUUGAAUUAAAAGAAGAAGAAACACUAAAA